CCUUGCGAUGCUUGCGACGGCCGCGGCUGGACGAUCUGUAGCUUCUGCAAUGGCCAGAAGACGAACGUCCAAGUGAGGAAGAGCCGAUUCUACCGCCGCUGCCCUUCCUGCAAAGCUGUUGGAGCUACGCUUUGCUCUUACUGCCGAGUCUUUCGAUGCAUUACAUUUCCAAAUGAAAGCGAUGGAACCUUAGGCCUACAGUGAUCGUUUAAGUUUAAUUUGAGGACACACGUUGAGCUUGGAAGCUGCCACAGUUCACUCCGCGUGGCAAAAGGAUCUCGUGGUAAGGCCAGAGCAGCAACGCAUAUCUAAACUUCCCGGGAGCAAUAAGUGGUCUCACAACUUUUGGAGGGCGAAGGAGAGGGCUUGUUUGGAUCGACCAAGCUACAGCAAUGGCGUCUCUCAAGGCAGUGUCAGUGACCCAUGUCAGGUACGAGGUUGGCGACGAUAUUGGGCAUAUAAUGGCGUGGGCCUCGCUACUGCCCAUUCUCAUCUCAGCGGGAUUCAUCUCCCACUUCAUCUUCCGGAGAGAGCUCCUGGCGAUGUUCUUCGCCGCUGGGCUCAUCAUGUCCGAGUUUUGCAACGAGAAGAUCAAGGAGGAGGUGAAGCAGGCCAGGCCACUGACUUGCGAGCUGCUCGAGAUGUGCGACUCCCACGGUUGGCCUUCCAGUCACUCGCAGUACAUGUCCUUCUUCUCCACAUUCAUCAGCUUGUCGGCGCUGUUCAGGUGGUCCUUCCACGGCUCGCUGAGAAGGGCGAUGGUGGUGCUACUCCCGUGGCCUUUCGCGGUGCUCACAAUGUACUCGAGGAUCUACCUCGGCUACCACACAGUGUCACAGGUUUUCGCCGGGGCCGGAGCUGGCCUGGUGAUGGGCAGCUUGUGGUACUUCGUGGUUUACAGAUUGAUGGUGCCGCUCUUCCCAGUGAUUGAGGAGACGAGGAUCGCUCGCGCCUUCUACAUCAAGGACAGCGGCCACAUUCAAAACGUUCUCAAGUUUGAGUAUGAGAACUCGCGGAGAGCUCGCAGGGGCGGGGCCACCGCCGAUGGAUCCAGCAAGCUCGUUGCUCCUCCGAGGAGCAAAGUCUCCAUUGACUAACUUUUAGUGUUAAUGGGCCCUAGAAAUUUCUAGGGUUCAGCUGAAAUGAAUAACUUAACUGGAAACCUAUGGAAA
Selaginella moellendorffii is the source of this 1172-nucleotide messenger RNA. Its product is annotated as lipid phosphate phosphatase gamma. Gene Ontology annotation, cellular component: endoplasmic reticulum membrane; intracellular membrane-bounded organelle. The record is from RefSeq and is a predicted model, not a curated record. Gene Ontology annotation, biological process: protein N-linked glycosylation; lipid biosynthetic process. The transcript has 3 exons. NCBI's taxonomy places the organism in Eukaryota, Viridiplantae, Streptophyta, Lycopodiopsida, Selaginellales, Selaginellaceae. Gene Ontology annotation, molecular function: dolichyldiphosphatase activity. Bases 393 to 1097 code for a protein of 234 amino acids.